Molecule: messenger RNA, 1899 nt
Organism: Trichoderma breve
Lineage: Eukaryota; Fungi; Ascomycota; Sordariomycetes; Hypocreales; Hypocreaceae
Product: pro-kumamolisin, activation domain-containing protein
Exons: 5
Coding region: 1-1899 (632 amino acids)
Biological process (GO): proteolysis
Molecular function (GO): tripeptidyl-peptidase activity; serine-type endopeptidase activity
Source: RefSeq, a predicted model, not a curated record
AUGAAGUACAAUAUCAUUUUGGCCCUCGGCGGUCUCGCCGGGGCUCUUGCGAGCAAGUCGGCUCCUAGAGUGCUCCACGAGUCUCGCGAAGCCAAGCAUCAGCUAUCACAAUGGCAGAAAUUGGAUAAGCUGCCGCCCGACACAAUUGUGCCUGUGCGCCUUGCUUUGAAGCAGGGCAAUACGGAUCGGGGGAAGGAUCUUCUCAUGGAAAUUUCCAAUCAUACAUCGGAGAAAUAUGGCCAGCACCUCACCCAAGAAGAGAUUGUCGAGCUUUUUGCCCCGGCUAACGAGUCUAUUAAUGCUGUCAAGAGCUGGCUUGUGGCAUCCGGCAUCUCCAGUAGGGCUAUCAAGAUCCCGAAGAGCAAAGGCUGGCUUUAUUUUGACGCUACAGUUGCCCAGCUUGAGGCCGCAUUGAAAACGGAGUACCAUGUUUACAAUCACCUCAGCUCUGGAUCCAGUCACUUCGGCACUCACGAGUACUCUUUGCCCUCAGACGUAUCUGAACACGUUGACUUCAUCAUGCCGGCUGUGGCAAUGGCUCACCUAUCGAACGAUACCCGUCAGCCGACAAGGAAGCGUGCUUUAGAGGUUGAGCGGGCACUCCCCGCCAGUCAACUUUUCUUAGACGGGAGUGAUCAGGCUGCCUGCAACGCAAGCCAAAUCCUUCCAGCCUGCAUCCAGUACCUGUACCAGUUUCCUAACAACACCAAGGCUGAUCCGAGGAACGUCAUUGGGAUCUACGAGCCAGCCGACUCAUUAUUCUCCCAGAGCAACCUAAACCUAUUCUACAAGGAUUUCUAUCCAAGAAUUCCACAAGGUUUUGGACCUCAAAUCGACAGCAUUGAUGGUGCGACUACCGCGCAGAGCCCGUCCGGCGGCGAGACCGAUCUCGAUGUUCAGAUGAUUAUGCCGAUUGUAUAUCCUCAAAACGCAGUCAUGUACCAGACCAACGUGUCGUUUGUUGACGAAUUCUUAGAAUUGGGCCUGUACAACCGAUUCUUGGAUGCUAUUGACGGAACAUACUGCAACUACUCUGCAUACGGAGAGACGGGUGAUGACCCAGUGUUUGAUGGCAAUCUCACCCACCCGGACUGUGGGACAUUCAAGCCCACAUCUGUGAUAUCAACUUCAUGGAGCUGGUCUGAAGAUCACUUCCCAGCGGCUUAUUCAAAGCGUCAAUGCGAUGAAUGGAUGAAACUGGGUCUGCAAGGCACCACCGUCGUGUCCGCCAGCGGUGAUGACGGGGCCAGAGGAGACGCCUGUAUUGGCGACGACAUAACCAUCUUCGCCCCCGACCAAUCCUCGGGCUGUCCGUGGAUACUGUCCGUUGGUGGCACCGGCUUGCCGGACAACUAUAAGCCGGGAGAUCAAGAAGUUGCGCCACAUGGGUAUCUGCCUGGUGGUGGUUGGAGUAAUAUCCACCUCAGACCGGACUACCAGGAAGCCGCAGUUUCAGAGUACUUCAAGAACCACGAUCCUAAUAUUCCCUUCUAUCACACCAAGGACGGUGAUAUUCCGUUGACCGGCGGGUCGUACAACCGUGAUGGCCGGGCAUAUCCCGACAUUUCCGCCAUCUCAGAGAAUGGAGUUACAAUCACCACUGGUGGUGUGGUUCGGCUUGAUAAUGCCGGUACGUCAAUGGCUGCUCCCAUUGUCGCGGCCCUCAUUUCUCGCAUCAACGAGGAGCGCCUCAGCGCUGGAAAAGGUCUGGUGGGCUUUGUGAAUCCGGUUUUCUACGCGCAUCCCGAGAUGUUCAACGACAUUACAUUCUCGCCCCUCAAGGUAGCCCCAUGCAACGAGACGGGGUACUUGGAAGCAGUCAAGGGCUGGGACCCCAUGACUGGGCUAGGAACCCCUAAUUAUCCGGCCAUGCUGGAAGUUUUCAUGAACCUCAAGUGA